CCUUGACAUCGCAAACCAAACCACACGAUUCAACAUUUCAAGAACACUUAAAAAAUGAGUCCCCCACAGUUACCAAACCACCACCACAUGGUAGUUCUACAAGGCGACUUUUUCUACGCCCCAGAGUUGAUCCUUCCUGAACCCUACACGUACACGAAAACAGUGUACCCCCAAACCACACUAGCCAAUCUCCACGAGCGCAUCCAUGAUGCGUCCAUUCUAGUCUUGUGCGCAUUCCCCGUCGACGCGGUUGCACUAUCCGAAGAAAAAACCCCGUAUCUCAAGCAUGUCGUGAUCGUGGCCUCUGGCACCGACUGCGUCGAUCUAGAAGCAUGCAGAAAACGGGGCAUUGCUGUCACUAAUUGCCCCGGUGCAAAUAUCGCAGCUGUAUCUGAACAUGCGAUUGGACUUUACUUCACGACACGACGGAAGAUCGUGGAUAUGAAUGCUGAAACCCGAGCCGGGGAAUGGAAGAAAAGGAUUCUGAUGUUUCAAUUUCUAGAUAAGGAUGGAAUUCCGCCCUUGACGUGCGAAGAGGAGGUGGUUGGGAUCAUUGGGAAUGGCCGCGUAGGGAAACGAAUCGCUCAUCUUGCUCAGGGACUAGGUAUGAAAGUUCUGAUUUCUGACCGGAAAAAUCCUGGGGGUAUUGGUAGCCCCAUUAGUGAAGGGAGGACUCCCUUUGAGGCAGUUAUCAAGCAGAGCACAGUGCUGUUUCUUGCGAUUCCGUUGCAUGAGACUACUCGGAACCUUAUCUCGACCCCGGAGUUGGAAGCUAUGUCGCCUCAUGCCGUACUGAUCAAUGUCUCUCGCGGUGGCGUUGUAGAUGAAGAAGCAUUGGUGAGAGCACUGCGAAAGCAUCAGAUUGCUGGAGCAGCGACAGACGUGUUCUUGAAAGAGCCCGCUGGGCCUGAUAACUCUCCUUUGCUGGCGGAGGGGACCGAGGAUUUGAAUUUGGUGGUGACGCCUCACUUAGCAUGGUUGUCUCAACGGACGGCAAAAGGCUAUUCGAAGUUAUUUAAGGAUGCAGUGGAAGGAUGGUUCACAGGAAAUCGGCCGAAUGUUGUAGUAUAAAUUGAACUUCUCUGUAUAGAGAUGGCUUAUCGAGAAGGUGACAUCACCGGAUCACGGCCUAGCUAUCUUAUCGUGCUUAGUCAGAAUCAAUGCGGCUGGACUUGUGACUGUAUUGUGAUUUAUCAUCAGCAACUCCUCAACUCUCAUUGUCAUCCCCCACUCCUCUUCUAUACUUAUCGCUUACGUUAUGGACUGUUGAGAUUCUUUUCGAUCUCAGUU
This is a messenger RNA of Aspergillus alliaceus, 1290 nucleotides long. Its product is annotated as D-isomer specific 2-hydroxyacid dehydrogenase family protein. Gene Ontology annotation, molecular function: NAD binding; oxidoreductase activity, acting on the CH-OH group of donors, NAD or NADP as acceptor. The transcript has 2 exons. Lineage: Eukaryota; Fungi; Ascomycota; Eurotiomycetes; Eurotiales; Aspergillaceae. The record is from RefSeq and is a predicted model, not a curated record. Bases 55 to 1071 code for a protein of 338 amino acids.